GGCCGCCCCGGGAGGAGCGAGCCGGACGUGCCACCUGCAGUGCCGGCUGGUGCUUUUUAUUUACUAGGGAACAGUUCCUCGCGGGAGAGUCCGGGAGCGCGCCGGCACUCGUGCACACACACGCGCGCGCACAUACGCGCACACACGCGCACACACACACAGACACGCUGGCGCGCUGGCUUUUCACUACUGCAUCUCCUAACUGGCGGAGCGAAGCGACUGCAGGUUCUCCAAACCUCAGCAUCGUGGGGCCGAGCAGAGGCAUUGUCAUCAGGGCGAGCCCGGUGCCUGCGCUGCUGCCUCAGGUACCUACCCCAGCAGACCAUCGGCUGGAAUGCUGACUGAUUGCUCUGCAAACUUCUAAGACUGACACCCUGAGGAACCCUACUGGAGAAUGCCGUCUGAAUGCUGCCUCAGUAUUCAGGAAAUGCUGACAGGCCAGAGGCUCUGUCACUCGGAAUCUCACAACGACAGCGUCCUGGCGGCACUGAACCAGCAGAGGAGUGACGGCAUCCUCUGCGAUGUCACCCUGAUCGCCGAGGAGCAGAAAUUCCACGCGCACAAGGCGGUCCUGGCAGCGUGCAGCGACUAUUUCCGGGCAAUGUUCAGUCUUUGUAUGGUGGAAAGUGGAGCUGAUGAGGUGAAUUUACACGGUGUGACCAGCCUUGGCUUAAAGCAGGCUCUGGAGUUUGCAUACACAGGACAGAUUUUGUUGGAGCCAGGUGUGAUCCAGGAUGUGUUAGCAGCUGGCAGUCACCUACAGCUGUUAGAGCUUCUCAAUUUAUGUUCCCACUAUCUCAUCCAGGAAUUAAAUAGCUUUAAUUACUUGGAUCUGUACAGACUUGCUGACCUGUUUAACCUCACUUUGUUGGAGAAAGCAGUGAUCGAUUUCCUAGUGAAACAUCUCUCGGAGCUCCUGAAGAGCCGCCCUGAAGACGUCCUCACGCUACCUUACUGCCUGCUGCAGGAGGUCCUGAAGAGCGACCGCCUGACUUCCCUGAGCGAGGAGCAGAUCUGGCAGCUGGCGGUGAGGUGGCUGGAGCACAACUGCCACUACCAGCACCUGGACGAGCUCUUGCAGUACAUCCGCUUCGGCCUGAUGGACGUGGACACUCUGCACACAGUCGCGCUGUCCCACCCGCUCGUCCGAGCGAGCGAGGCCGCGACGGCGCUGGUCAACGAGGCCCUGGAGUACCACCAGAGCAUCUACGCGCAGCCCGUCUGGCAGACCUGCAGGACCAAGCCGCGCUUCCAGUCGGACACCCUGUACAUCAUCGGCGGGAAGAAGCGCGAGGUCUGCAAAGUCCGGGAGCUGCGGUACUUCAACCCGGUGGACCAGGAGAGCGCUCUGAUCGCCGCCAUCGCCAACUGGAGCGAGCUGGCGCCCAUGCCCGUGGGGAGGAGCCACCACUGCGUGGCGGUCAUGGGCGACUUUCUGUUUGUGGCAGGGGGGGAAGUUGAGCACGCCAGCGGCCGGACGUGUGCCGUGAGGACUGCCUGCCGCUAUGACCCCCGCAGUAACUCCUGGGCCGAGAUAGCGCCCAUGAAGAACUGCCGGGAGCACUUCGUGCUGGGCGCCAUGGAUGAGUACCUGUACGCCGUGGGGGGCAGGAACGAGCUGCGCCAGGUGCUGCCCACGGUGGAGCGGUACUGCCCCAAGAAGAACAAGUGGACCUUCGUGCAGUCCUUUGACCGCUCUCUCUCGUGUCAUGCCGGCUAUGUGGCCGACGGGCUUCUGUGGAUAUCAGGUAGAACGGGCCUCCUAUGUUGGAUUUAGCGAAAACGCAUUUGUUGUGUGUACAUUUAAAAGUUGCGCUUUGGUUCUGUGGCCGUGUGAAAUCAAAGAUAGAGCCAAGCUUGCCAUUUUAGCUAAUUAACAUUCAUUUAUUGAGUUACUUGCUCCAGAGAACAAUGUAAUUGGAAAGAAUGGGCCUUUCUGUGACUUUCUGAGACAGUAGUGGAGUAAAAAUUCAAGAUGGAAA
Messenger RNA from Otolemur garnettii (small-eared galago), 1982 nucleotides. It is a transcript of the gene KLHL32, whose product is annotated as kelch like family member 32. The record is from RefSeq and is a predicted model, not a curated record. Gene Ontology annotation, molecular function: protein binding. Lineage: Eukaryota; Metazoa; Chordata; Mammalia; Primates; Galagidae. The transcript has 7 exons. The coding region runs from base 395 to 1777 and encodes 460 amino acids.